Molecule: messenger RNA, 1344 nt
Organism: Cordyceps fumosorosea ARSEF 2679
Lineage: Eukaryota; Fungi; Ascomycota; Sordariomycetes; Hypocreales; Cordycipitaceae
Exons: 1
Coding region: 1-1344 (447 amino acids)
Source: RefSeq, a predicted model, not a curated record
AUGAUCUUCUCGGACUUUUACAAGGGCUCACGCUCGCCGCUCGCUAGGCUGCGUAACAGCAACCCGCAACUGUCCACAAAGCUCCCUACAGCCUCACCUGACUGGGUCGGCGACGACUAUGCCGACUUACUUAGCAAGGAUAAGGUCAAGAACAAGGAGGCCAUACGCCGCUACCUUGCCGACAAGGUGCGCUACGAUUGGGUCUUUGACUGGCCUGGCCAGCAUGUCCCUGACUCGCUGGCCAAGCCUCUCCGCGAAGAAGAUAGUCAACCCGCCUAUCUUGAAGCGGUCAACGCAGACAAGGCAGUGACCGAGACUGCUACCAGCCCCGAUGCUACCGACAAUGGCUACCAAGUUCAGGACUCCGACCUCGACUCUGACGAUGAGUCCGUGUAUAGCGUCGUCUCCGCAGACAAUUUACACUGGCGGCCCCGCGCUGAGUGGACGUCCGACAUCGACGAAGGAGACGAGAGCUCGUCUUUCGACGACUCGCAAUCCUCGCUGCAGCUCGCUUCCAUCGCUCGCCAAGCAAAACGUCGUCGCGCCAUCCGCGAAGAGGCAUCUUGGAACACAGGGCUUGCCUGCUUCGAAGCUCGACGCAAUGCUUGGACUGGCGCAAAAACGGUGCGCGUGCGCGCCAAGCCCGUUACCACCGCGUCUGUCCAACCCAUUUCGCCACGUUCCCCCCGCCGCUUCUUUUUCCGCCGCAGCAUGUCAAGCUCGCCGCCCGCCGCAGCUGCCGCCUUAGCAGCGGCACAUGCUGCAGCUGUCGAUCUCUCCGGCACCGCCUCUGACUCUUCGUCCAUCCCGCAUGAUGAGCUGCGGAAGGAAGAAUCUCAAGUCGACGGCAGCGCUGCCAAUACACCUAUCACCUCCACCUCCACCGAAAAUACGCGCAACUACCCCGUCGAGACGCUCCUUCCGCUCGUCCAGCCAAUCCUGCCGCCAAACAACCCAUUGCGCGCCUCCAUCACUCCCAAUGUCUACAUCGGCCUCUACGAUAAAGUAAUCUUGCAUAAUCUCCAGCCUUCGUGCCCGAUCAACCUCGCCGAUAUGUUGCGCUCUUGCGUCACAGGCUGGAAACGCGAUGGCGAGUGGCCCCCGCGUUCCACGCCGUACAGCCCACCGGCGGCGAAGAAGAAGAGUCCGAGGCCUGGAAAGUCAACUGCUCUGCCAGCGUCUGUUUCACAGCCUACAGGAACUGAGGCGAAGUCUAGCCGUAGGCUGAGCUUUAACCUCAUGAAUCGUGACAACGACGAGUCCCGCGCAAGCAAAGGCUUUCGCAGGAGUUUGCAGCGCGCUCUCGGCAUGGGGCCUAUUCCCGGUCUCGGCGAAAUCGCUUGA